Molecule: messenger RNA, 1290 nt
Organism: Oncorhynchus masou masou (cherry salmon)
Lineage: Eukaryota; Metazoa; Chordata; Actinopteri; Salmoniformes; Salmonidae
Exons: 5
Coding region: 1-1290 (429 amino acids)
Source: RefSeq, a predicted model, not a curated record
AUGACGUCAUACCAGGGUUUCACGGCAGAGAUGAGAAAGCUUUUUGACCAUCCAGUCCGAGGUGCCGAUGACAGCUUCAUUGAUGCCGACUUAGUGGAACAGCUGGGGCUUUCCAAGGAGCAAUUACCGGAAGCCAUUGAAGCAACCACUCUGAACGGCAGUAGUCUGGCACGGAUCACUAUGAGGACUGAACCGGCCAGGUGGGCUUUGUUUUUUGGACGCUUCAAUUUUUCCCUGACGUUCCGACCUGGGUCGAAGAACGGCAAGUCGGACGCCUUGUCCCGGAUGUUCUCCAAGACGGAUGAGAGUGGGGCCAAGACUGAGACGAUUCUUCCCCAGAACCUUGUCGUGGGAGCCGUUACAUGGAGGAUUGAGGAGGAUGCUGCCUUCGACACUGUGAACCAUCAGAUCCUCCUCUCCACCCUCUCCGAGUUGGGCAUCUCCGGUGCGGCCCACGCUUGGAUUGCGUCCUACCUGACAGGUCGCUCCUACCAGGUGGCGAAUCGCAUCUCUGCAUGUCUGGCAGACAUAUCAGUGUGGAUGACGGAUCACCACCUCAAGCUGAACCUCGGCAAGACGGAGCUGCUCUUCCUCCCGGGGAAGGACUGCCCGUUCCAUGAUCUCGCCAUCACGGUUGACAACUCCAUUGUUUCCUCCUCCCAGAGCGCUAAGAACCUUGGCGUGAUCCUGGACAACACCCUGUCGUUCUCAACUAACAUCAAGGCGGUGGCCCGUUCCUGUAGGUUCAUGCUCUACAACAUCCGCAGAGUACGCCCCUGCCUCACACAGGAAGCGGCGCAGGUCCUAAUCCAGGCACUUGUCAUCUCCCGUCUGGAUUACUGCAACUCGCUGUUGGCUGGGCUCCCUGCCUGUGCCAUUAAACCCCUACAACUCAUCCAGAACGCCGCAGCCCGUCUGGUGUUCAACCUUCCCAAGUUCUCUCACGUCACCCCGCUCCUCCGCUCUCUCCACUGGCUUCCAGUUGAAGCUCGCAUCCGCUACAAGACCAUGGUGCUUGCCUACGGAUCUGUGAGGGGAACGGCACCGCAGUACCUCCAGGCUCUGAUCAGGCCCUACACCCAAACAAGGGCACUGCGUUCAUCCACCUCUGGCCUGCUCGCCUCCCUACCACUGAGGAAGUACAGUUCCCGCUCAGCCCAGUCAAAACUGUUCGCUGCUCUGGCCCCCCAAUGGUGGAACAAACUCCCUCACGACGCCAGGACAGCGGAGUCAAUCACCACCUUCCGGAGACACCUGAAACCCCACCUCUUCAAGGAAUACCUAGGAUAG